CAAAUUUGUAUUGAAACUAUUUAAGCAGUUUGCAAGAAUUACUUUACUGAACUAUUUAAAGCAGCGGUAAAAAUAUGUCUACUAAUCCCUGGUAUUUCUUCUUUACUAUUUUUUUUUUUCAUAGGAUGCGCACAUCACGCGCAAGGCUCGUUUCCUUAAACGUAACAAACGCAUGGCUUGCCUACGUGCCGAACAACAGGCGCGUUUGCAGCAAUUGAAAGCCACUUCAACAGCUAAUGCAUCUGUUGCUGCAUCCACAUCAAACGCUACGGCCGAUGCGCUACGAUCCAGUGUUGUGAGUGGAAGUGCUGGCAGCGGCGGUGCCGCAACACCCGAUAGCGCUUCAUUAUCAACUAAAAACAAUAAUCCACCGACUGUAGGCGCCGGCGAACCACUCUGGACCUGGAACAAACGACCGCCAGAGCGCGUGGGAAGCAUAGUGGUGGGCAGUGGCGCAGAGAAGUAUUUUGUCAAUGACCGCGACGAAAUCAAGUUCAACUCAUCCGGCCGUCAAGUGAUCACAAUUAACAAGAAUCUCCAACUGUUCAAAUGGGACUCAGUGCGGCGCGCAAAACUGUCCCAUUCGUUCGUAACGCAGCGCAAACAGAAACUGUUCCAACGUUUUACACAGAAGUGGUUGGCGGAACAUGUAAGCGAUCAACUGCAACAACAAUGCGCCGAUUGGUUGCUUGGCAAGACAGUGCCAAAUAGCAGUAGUGUAAACUGGGCUUUGAAAACAAAAGUGAUACCACAAAACGAUGUGAAACGCACACCAUAUCGUGUUUACAAUCGUUACAAAGUGACUUUCAGCGGCAGCAGUGGUGGCGCAAACAGCAUUGUCGCCGGUGCCAGUGGCAGUGGCGGUAGCGGCGGCGGUACUAACGCGCCGAUAGCGGACUCUACGCCAGCAACAUCAAUGGCGCCGACAACAUCCCACGGCAAUAGUAGUGUGCAGCCGCCAUCCAACGUUUCGGUCUCGGCUGCAGUAUCAACAUCAUCAGCACCCACAACUCAUAGCAGUGCGAGUGGCGUUGCGGUUACGACAAAAGUGUUAACAUCUUCAACGGAUGUAACUAAAUUGUCCACAGCUGGCAGCAAUAGUGGCUUGGGCAACAACAAUCGGCAGCUAGAAAGUUGAAUUCGUCAGAAGUAUGCGAGCGGCAAUCAGCAGCGUCGACGCUUAGCCAGUCGGGUUCUUGUGGAUUAAUCAAAAAAAAAAAAAAAAAAAAAAAAAAAAAAAAAAAAAUCGCGCAACUGUGUCCCAUUAUAUUUCGAUAGCAGCUAAAGAAAUUAA
Messenger RNA from Rhagoletis pomonella (apple maggot), 1294 nucleotides. RefSeq names its product putative GPI-anchored protein pfl2. The coding region runs from base 173 to 1138 and encodes 321 amino acids. The record is from RefSeq and is a predicted model, not a curated record. NCBI's taxonomy places the organism in Eukaryota, Metazoa, Arthropoda, Insecta, Diptera, Tephritidae. The transcript is spliced from 2 exons.